Messenger RNA from Diospyros lotus (date-plum), 1808 nucleotides. RefSeq names its product cytokinin dehydrogenase 3-like. NCBI's taxonomy places the organism in Eukaryota, Viridiplantae, Streptophyta, Magnoliopsida, Ericales, Ebenaceae. The record is from RefSeq and is a predicted model, not a curated record. Gene Ontology annotation, biological process: cytokinin metabolic process. The transcript has 5 exons. The coding region runs from base 30 to 1577 and encodes 515 amino acids. Gene Ontology annotation, molecular function: FAD binding; cytokinin dehydrogenase activity.
UUCACACCAUCUUCUCUUCUUCACCUCCAAUGGGUAAGAAUUCUUCAAUGCUUGUAGCAUCUCUCUUUCUCUUAUUCAUAACCAGCCGUCUAAUAUCCCUUGUAGGGAAGGUAAGCCCAUGGCUCCCCGAUGAGCUUCUCAUUCAAGUUGAUACCAAUGCGAUCGACUCAGUCUCCUCUGAUUUCGGCAAGCUUGUCAAAGUGAUGCCUGUCGCCGUACUCUACCCCUCGUCAGACAGAGAUGUCCUCCAACUCGUAAAGUUCUCCUACAACUCCCACAACCCUUUCCCCAUCGCCGCCAGAGGCCGUAGCCAUUCCAUUCACGGCCAGGCCACGGCAAAGAACGGCGUGGUGGUUGAGAUGACCUGGUUGGAGAAACAUCACCCUUCCCGAAUUAGGGUUUCUUCAAGCCCUAAUUCGUCGAGAUUCUAUGUAGACGUAGGCGGCGAGCAACUUUGGUUUGAUGUUUUGCGAGCCACAUAUGAUUAUGGACUUGCACCAGUUUCUUGGACAGAUUAUCUCUACUUAACUGUUGGUGGAACACUCUCUAAUGGUGGAAUUAGUGGCCAAUCAUUUCGUUACGGCCCCCAAAUCAACAACGUUAUUGAAAUGGAUAUUAUUACAGGGAAAGGGGAGAUGGUGACUUGCUCCAAACAGAUAAACUCUGGGCUAUUUUACGGAGUUCUAGGAGGACUUGGGCAAUUUGGGAUCAUAACCAGAGCUAGAAUUCCUCUUGAGAAGGCUCCAAAAAUGGUGAAGUGGGUCCGAUUGUUAUACCAUGAUUUCUCUUCCUUCACAAGAGACCAAGAACAUCUAAUCUCCAUUAACAAGGGGUUCGAUUAUGUGGAGGGUUCUCUCAUAAUGCGCAAGAGCCCUCCAAAUAACUGGAGAUCUUCCUUUUUCUCACCCUCUGAUCAAGUUCUAAUCAACUCUUUGGUAGUCAAACAUGGAAUCAUCUAUUGUUUGGAAGUUGUAAAAUACUACGACGAUCUCUCCGUUGAAUAUGUCGACGAGGAAAUGGGGUUGCUGCUUGGGGGUUUAGGAUUUCUUCCUGGUUUCACCUUCCAGAAAGAGGUUGGUUUUGUUGAAUUUCUUGAUAGGGUAAGGAGAGGAGAGUUGGAGCUUCAAGCCAAAGGACUAUGGGACGUUCCUCAUCCAUGGCUAAAUCUGUUUGUACCCAAGUCUGGCAUAAUGGAUUUCAAUGAGGGUGCUUUCGUCAACAUUCUCCAUAAACAAAACCAGACCACUGGAACUAUUCUCGUGUACCCAGUUAAGCGGAACAAGUGGGAUGAUAGGAUGUCAGCAGUGAUACCAGAUGAGGACAUUUUCUACUCCGUUGGGCUGUUGCGUUCAGGGAGUGAUGCUGAUUGGGAGAUUUUGGAGAAUCAAAACAAAGAGAUACUGAAGUUCUGUGAGAAAGCUGGGAUUAAAGCGAAACAGUAUCUUCCCCAUUACAGAACUAGGGAAGAAUGGAUGAACCAUUUUGGCUCGAAAUGGGAUACUUUCCGGGAGAGAAAAGCUCAGUUUGAUCCGAAGAUGAUAUUAUCGCCUGGACAAGGGAUUUUCAAUUCUGACUGAUCAAGGGUGUAGAGGGCUUUAUUAUUAUUAUUAUUAUUAUUUUUUACAAUAUAUAUAUAUAUAUAUAUGAGUUAAUAAUAUUUAUAGCAUUAAGAGGAUUAAAAUAUGAAUGUAAUGGUGUUAAUUAGUUUGCAUUCGAAUUUGAAGUUGGAAGGAACUUUAUAAUUGGUUCAUUUUGGCUACGGUUUUGUCAAGACAUGCGCGCCUUCUUGUUAUGCUGUGAAAGUUUAU